Mangifera indica (mango) is the source of this 658-nucleotide messenger RNA. RefSeq names its product sulfiredoxin, chloroplastic/mitochondrial. Lineage: Eukaryota; Viridiplantae; Streptophyta; Magnoliopsida; Sapindales; Anacardiaceae. Gene Ontology annotation, molecular function: sulfiredoxin activity. The transcript has 5 exons. Gene Ontology annotation, biological process: cellular response to oxidative stress. The coding region runs from base 86 to 469 and encodes 127 amino acids. Gene Ontology annotation, cellular component: cytoplasm. The record is from RefSeq and is a predicted model, not a curated record.
UUUGAUGGAUUCGAGAGCAGGCAAAUUAAGACCCUCUUUAUGUUUAAAAGCAGGAGAUGGGGUAGAAAGAACGGCAGCAUAGAAGAUGGCAAACUUUGUUCUGCAACUUCCAAACAACUUGAGGAGCUUUACUGUUUUUGCUUCUUCAAAUGGGAGGGCUCCCAGUAGUAGCAGUAAUGGUGAUGGUGGUGAAAAUGGAGGGCCGGUGGUAGUGGAGCUUCCUCUGGAUAAGAUAAAGAGACCCCUUAUGCGUACAAGAGCUAAUGAUCCUAACAAAGUUAAAGAAUUGAUGGAUAGUAUUAAAGAAAUUGGCCUCCAAGUACCUAUUGACGUGAUCGAGGUGGAAGGAAAUUACUAUGGUUUCUCUGGAUGUCACCGGUUUGAAGCUCAUCAGCGCCUUGGCCUCCCCACUAUCCGCUGCAAAGUUCGCCGUGGAACCAAAGAAACUUUGAGGCACCACCUUCGUUAAGUUUCUGCAAGUUUCUUAGCCAGGAUCGGUAAUCAUCGGUUCCCUGGUUCCCAAUGUAUUUUAAUAAUGUACCCUAAAUUUAAUGUCGCCUAUUACAUAUUCAUUGAGCUUGUUGUUCAUUGACUUGUACCAUAACUCAUGAUUUGGUGAUUUAAAAUUGAAUAUAAAAGUAAUAACAUAUUAUCUGCA